AUGUCAAUCGAAAAUCGCGACGAGGCCAUUCGAGAGGCCAAGAUCUUCGUUCGCCAAGUCGUGCGAAAUGACUGGGAGUUCGACUCUAGUCUAUAUGCCGACGGCACACGUCCUCCCCCAUCAACCUCCUCAACCCUCACGGACGGAACUCUCUGCGAGAACCGUGAAGUUGUUGAAUGGCGAUGCCGAGAAUUCGACAGCGCAGGCUCGGAACUUGAGCCUCAAUCGUCCGAUCAAAGUGACUCUGACUGUCAGUCACCCAGCAGGGCUGCAGGGGACCCUGGAAUUGAACGGCGGCGCAGGCGUCGGCGGCAGAUGGAAGAUGAGAUGGCGUGGAAUGAGGGGUUGCGAAUGUGGAUGGCCAGACGGGACGCAUGGUCUGGAGCCAGGACACAGCGGCAGAUUCGUGCCAAGGAAAAGAAGCGCAAGCUUUCUGCUGCUGCUUCACAAAAUCAAGCAAACGGGUCGUCUGACGUGAAGACAGUGGAUGCUGCACAAGACGGUGGUGCGGGGAUUCCCCCGCCCACGGACCCCCCGACCCACGGCGAGGUCGGUGACACCAGUAUGCUUGCAAACAAGACGGAGGCAUGUCUUUCAAUCACAGAUAAGGAGAAGGGUGAAGAUCAACUGCACCGUCAGGAGCAAGAGGAGGAACAAUCAACAGCGCCAGACGAGGAAACUAAGCGCAAGGAAUCGACGGAAACCUGCAUCACCGAGCCGGACCAGACUCCAAGCUAUACUUCGCGCGUAGGAGCAGAGGAUCGUGAUAAGGACUCAGGUGACGAGUCUGACUCUGAAGAAGAGGAAGAACUCGACGAGCCUCUUAUCCCAGUUGCGCCUCCGUUCAUCUCCUCUGCCAACCCCGUUCGCGCAACGAUCACUCCCUCGAUCUACCCAUCGAUCUACACCAAAGUCGUCGUACAGGGCAUGACUCCUACCAUCCCAGUCAAUCUCGCUGACUUGACCAAGGCAAUGGUUCAAGGAUGGAAGUCGGAUGGACAGUGGCCCCCAAAGCCGGCGGUUUCGUCCAUUGUCCUCCAGGACGAUGCGUCCGUCCCCAAAAAGGCGGCCGACUCGCCUGCUGAUGGAGCUCCUCAGUCAAGGCGCAAGAAUAGUAUCACCAAUGCCAUGCGCAAGGUCUUCCAUAUGGGAACGCAUCCAUUCCACCGUCGUGGAUCGACUAGCCAGGAUGCCGGUGCCGGAAGCAACGCUGCUAACGGCGCCGCUGCUUAA
Messenger RNA from Penicillium brasilianum, 1233 nucleotides. NCBI's taxonomy places the organism in Eukaryota, Fungi, Ascomycota, Eurotiomycetes, Eurotiales, Aspergillaceae. The record is from the annotation of a GenBank genome assembly.